UUUACAUUAGAAACAAAUAUAGAUAGGGGUGACGGAUGCCUCUCCCUCUCCCUCUCCCUCUCCCUCUCGCGACGCCGCACCUCCCUCUCGCCAUAGCCGCCACCACCACAGAUCUGCCCCAGCGACAUGCCUCCACGCCGGCGAGGGGUGCUCGCGCUAGCAGCACCCACGCCUCCCCCACCUCAGCAGCAUGCGCCGGCCAUUCGCGAGGAAAUCCCAGAGAUCCUGCGGUUGAUUUCUCCGAUCCCACAGGCGGUGCUCAUGGCAUCCAGAGCCGUGGGGUGGGCGGAGCGCGCGACCAGGAUCCGAGACUCUACCUUCGAGUGGAUCCGGUGCGUGCAGGAGUGGAAAAUGGCGGAUCGGGCGGUUGCGGAGGCGACCACACCGGAGAUGAGAUCUGCGGCCAUGAGGGUCCCCGAGAUCCAACGAAGAAGGGCGGAUGUGGAGCAAAGGAGGCUAGCACGGAGAAUCUUCGAGGAGGCCACGCUGGAGGAGAGGGCAAGGAUGCCCCCGUUUCCGUCUUCCCCGCCGGCCGAAUUCGUGGUUUGGGCGAGGGCGGAAGCAAAGUCAACAGAGCCGCGGCGAGCCCCCCGAUGGGAGUGCAUCCUCGGCGUGAUUCCACCGAGCGCCUGAGGAUCGUUACAGGUGGGGUGGAUCUACUGCCUCGUCGUAGCGCGCUGGAGCCGCCGUGGUUUGGAGACCGCGGCGAGGUUCCGCCAGGAGACCAUUCGAGAGCUAACAAAGGUAUUUGUAUCCCAAAGGGACAGGGCGUGCCGUGGACAAGCACCCGUGCAAUCUUGGCAAGGAUCAGCUCAUCGCUACAUCAAUGGAAGAUUCUCUGUGUGGGCGACCAAUCGGUGCUGCUGAGAAGAUGCAUUCAACUCCUGGAUCGGCGAAGAGGCGAGCUGCUCAGGAUUGCGUGGGCAUUGGGCUGAGAGCUUGCGUGAAGAGGACCCGAGACGAGGCGCUGAAGGCUCAUUCAGAGUGAAGGAAUGUGCUGUCUUGGCCCGGGCGAGGGCUGUAGUCUGUCUGUUCUGUUAAGUAGGCACUUUCCAUUUCGGCAGUUUUUGCUGUAGCUAUGUCGCGCGAAUUUGAACCUUUUAGGCCGUAGU
Triticum aestivum (bread wheat) is the source of this 1112-nucleotide messenger RNA. RefSeq lists its product as uncharacterized. NCBI's taxonomy places the organism in Eukaryota, Viridiplantae, Streptophyta, Magnoliopsida, Poales, Poaceae. The coding region runs from base 36 to 935 and encodes 299 amino acids. The record is from RefSeq and is a predicted model, not a curated record. The transcript is spliced from 2 exons.